UUCAGUCAGGGUGAAGAUUAGUGUUGGCAACAUGAUUGGCUUGAUUGUACUAGCGCUCCUCGGCUCAGCAGCCACAGCUCCUCUGGAAGACAAGAUCGUCGGCGGUUAUGAGUGCCCGCGCCAUUCCCAGCCCUGGCAAGUCUCGCUCAACAUCGGCUACCACUUCUGCGGCGGCUCCCUCAUAAACGACCAGUGGGUCAUCUCCGCUGCCCACUGCUGGAUGAACCCGUACGAACAGAUGGCCAUCCUGGGCGACCACCACAUCUGGCAGUACGAGGGCACGGAGCAAUACAUGUCCGUCAACGCCAUCUACUGGCACCAGAGCUACGACUACCAGACUCUGGACUAUGACAUCAUGCUUCUGAAGCUGGCCCACCCGGUCACCGUCAACGAGUUCGUCCGGCCCAUCGCCCUGCCCACGGCCUGUCCCGUCGCCGGGGACAGGUGCGUGGUGUCCGGCUGGGGCAACAUUUACACCGAUCAGGUGUUUAACCCCUUCAACCUGCAGUGCGUGGACGUACCGAUCCUGUCCCAGCAGGACUGUGAGGGCUCCUACCCCGGCCAGAUCACCAAAAACAUGGUGUGUGCCGGCUAUCUGGAGGGGGGAAAGGACGCCUGCCAGGGUGACUCAGGCGGCCCGCUGGCGUGUAACGGCGAGCUGCAGGGCAUCGUAUCCUGGGGUUACGGCUGCGCCCAGCCCAACUAUCCCGGCGUUUACACCAAGGUCUGCGCCCUGCUGCCCUGGAUCAAGGACAUUCUCAACAGCUACUAGGCCCCAGACCACCGCCGCGGCCAAAGCCGCCCAGCCCUGGAGUCACUGAAGAAAGUCUUCAGUCUUCAGUAGACCUGCUUGUUGAUAAAAAUUAAGCCAAUAAAACAUUGUCUCCUAAA
Molecule: messenger RNA, 891 nt
Organism: Anguilla rostrata (American eel)
Lineage: Eukaryota; Metazoa; Chordata; Actinopteri; Anguilliformes; Anguillidae
Product: serine protease 1-like
Exons: 5
Coding region: 32-772 (246 amino acids)
Biological process (GO): proteolysis
Molecular function (GO): serine-type endopeptidase activity
Source: RefSeq, a predicted model, not a curated record